CAAACAACAAUCUGCACAGUCAAAUACUCGAUUUCAUUAUCAUUUCAUAUAUCGUGACGUUACCCGUUUCCGAUAGACACCUAUUUCCGAUAGGUUCCGAUAUUGCGCGUGUUUUUGUUUACUACAUGACGUCACAGGUAAACAACUUGCAAGCAAGUGCGUUCGACAUCGGCGAUUUUUUGUAGCUCAACAAUUUCGUGAAAAUGCUGCGAAUUAAGCUUAAAUCUCCGACUUCCCGCGGACCCACGCAUGCAAGGCGGCGUUUGUAUUCAUCGACAACUCUAACUAGGGCAUACAUGGCAGUUAAAGAGGAUAAUAUCCCCGUAUAUAGGGCUUCAAAGAUAUAUGGAGUGCCUCUUACCACGUUGCGCGAUCGCGUAGACAGUAGAGUGUCGGUUGAUAGCGUAAAAAAUGGACCCGCACCGCUGCUUAGCCUCAGUGAGGAACAGCUACUGGUCGAGCAUGUGAAAGGUCUAGCGCGUGUCGGGUACGGGUACACUCGGGCAGAAAUAUGCUACAAGGCGUCCGACUUCGCUGUUUACCUUGGAAAACGGGGAAGGGAAGAGAAACCACUCAGUCUCAAAUGGUUCUAUGGCUUCAUGGGCAGGUGGCCAGAACUCAAAGUUGUUAAGCCAUCCGGACUUCCUGAACAACGAGCAAGGUGUGCUUCUAAGGAAGUGAUCCUGAACUACUUUGAAGAACUGAAAACUAUCUUCGACAAGUACGAGUUGCACAACAAACCUCACCUUGUGUACAACAUCGACGAAAAGGGUAUAAAUACCGAAUAUAGACCACCAAAUAUUGUAGCUGGCUUCGAUGCACGUCCUCAAGUGGUGAUGGCCGAACGAUCGAAAACGGUGACAGUGAUCGGCGGAGGAAAUGCUCUUGGUUCCCAGAUACCGCCAUUCUUUGUAUUUCCCGGUCAACGGAUGCUACCGGAGCUUAUGGUCGGAAAGAGUGAAGGGACUGAAGGCAUGAUGACGCAAUCUGGUUGGUCAAACAGCGAAGUGUUUCUUCGCUAUAUGAAGACACACUUCUUGAAAUAUGCCAUGGGACGCAACCAAGAAGAUACCACAUUGGUGUUGUACGAUGGCCACAAGAGUCACAUCUCCAUUGAACUCAUUGAAUGGGCAAAAGAGAACAGAAUAAUACUAUUCGUUCUACCACCUCACUGUUCCCAUAUUUUAAAGCCCAUGGAUGUCGGUUGUUUCGGCCCAUUCCAAAAGAAAUACAACCAGGAAUGUUUAACGUACUCCAGACUGCACCACCAAUGUGUGACCCGGUACGAUGUUUGCAAAUUGGCGUGCAAAGCAUACACUGUAGCUCUGUCGCAUGUCAACUUGCAAGCAUCGUUCAGGAAGACUGGAAUUUAUCCGUUGCAGAAUGCCAUUGAUGCGGUGACUAGUCUUGGCGAUGCCAUAGCACCUUCAGAGCUGUAUGCAGCCACCUGUGAAAAGCUGGCUUCUGGUGCGGAUAACAUUAUCCAACAUGAGCCUGACAUAAACGACGGUGCAAAGUUCUUCAGUGACUUCCCCACUGAAGUUUCGAAGAAAGUGUCCAAACCCCGCCGAAAUAUCCACAAGCUUGUUGGUGGCAAAGCAAUGACGGAAGACAAAACGUUCAACGAUGAGCGUCAAUACAUUGCCGAGUCCGCCAACCGCCCAUCGACCGCUGGCAAGGCAACAACUACAGGCAGUCCAGUAGCAGGACCAUCACGUGCAAUACAGACCAGUGAUGAUGACUCCAUGUCCUUAGAUGAAGAUGUGACGGACGAUGAGACAUGUUGCGUGUGCAAGAAGUACAACUGCACUUCAAAAGAUGGACAGUCUCUUGCAAUUUACACAUGGGCGCAAUGUGAUGUAUGCCAACACUGGACACACCUUAAAUACUGCACACCAGUCAGAGUAGUCCGGAGAAACACCUCUUUCAAAUGUCCAUGUUGUUAA
Messenger RNA from Dreissena polymorpha, 1946 nucleotides. RefSeq lists its product as uncharacterized. Gene Ontology annotation, molecular function: DNA binding. NCBI's taxonomy places the organism in Eukaryota, Metazoa, Mollusca, Bivalvia, Myida, Dreissenidae. The coding region runs from base 204 to 1946 and encodes 580 amino acids. The transcript is spliced from 2 exons. Gene Ontology annotation, cellular component: nucleus. The record is from RefSeq and is a predicted model, not a curated record.